CCGCGCCGCGUCUAUGCCCGCGGCGCUGGGGGAUGUUUAUUGUCGCAGGGAGUCGGCCCAGCACCCAGAACGCCGCCGGGCGACCGGCACCCACCGACCGGCACCGCGCUGCGCCCUGCCCUGCCCUGCCCUGCCCCGACCGCCGCCCGGCCGCCCACCCGCACGGAUGUGAUCUUCGUGGUGAGCUGGUGGGAAAAUUGAGUUGUAAAUCACCCCAAUGGAUGCGGACAGUGAUGUUGCACUGGACAUUUUAAUCACAAAUGUAGUGUGUGUUUUUAGAACAAGAUGCCAUUUAAACUUGAGGAAGAUUGCAUUAGAGGGAGCAAAUGUGAUAUACAAGCGUGAUGUUGGGAAGGUUUUAAUGAAGCUUAGGAAACCUAGGAUUACGGCCACAAUUUGGUCCUCAGGAAAAGUUAUUUGCACAGGAGCCACAAGUGAAGAAGAAGCUAAAUUUGGUGCCAGACGACUAGCUCGUAGUCUACAGAAACUGGGUUUUCAGGUAAUUUUCACAGAUUUUAAAGUUGUGAAUGUUUUAGCAGUGUGCAACAUGCCCUUUGAGAUCAGAUUGCCAGAAUUUACGAAGAAUAACAGACCUCAUGCGAGUUAUGAACCAGAACUUCAUCCCGCUGUGUGUUACAGAAUAAAAUCUCUCAGAGCUACCUUACAGAUUUUUUCCACAGGCAGUAUCACAGUUACAGGGCCAAACGUAAAGGCUGUUGCCAGUGCUGUGGAACAGAUUUAUCCAUUCGUGUUUGAAAGCAGGAAAUAAAUUUUGUAAUUCACCACUUGAUGGUUAGGUUCCCUAACCGAGCACCUUCAAAGACUGCUGCACAUUGGACUAAAAGCAAAAAGGAAAACUGGACCAACCAUAGCAGAGGAAUACAGACUCUUUUACUUGCUCAUGGCCACAGUAUAGACUCCAGUUCUUUUGGAUUUUACUCUUAACAGUGCUGUAUUGUAAAAACGGAAGUUUACAAGAUAUGAAAUUGCUGCUUUUAAAAAGACAUUCUAUUUAUUUUUGCAGUAAUUUCUGUGUAUUCAUAAGCAAAGCUGUCACGAUGUGCACUACUUUUAAGACCUUUUUUUUUUUUUUUUAGCUUGAGCUUGUGUUUUAUUUGUGAAUAGUCUUUUACAUUUUUGUAUGCUGAAUAUUGGGCACCAAAGAAGCUGUAAAAGUUAUCUUUUUCACCUGAUGAAUGUGCACAAAUAAAAGUUUGGAAAAUAAUUCUCUUCAUAGCUGUUCUGUUAUAUUCCUUCCCUUUUUAUAUUACAAUUAAAAAUGUAUAGUUGCAAAUUAAUUUGAAACAAUGUAAGAAUAGUCUUUUGCUGAUACCUUCUGUUUCUGUUUGUAGUAUGUGUAAAACUUUGUGCGUGGGUUAGAUUGAAAUCUAUAGUAGUUACAUAUGUUUACCUGAGGAUGAAAUUUGGUUUGUUCCCAGUUCUCUUAACUACAUGCCAGACUUCAAGUAUUUUCUUGUUGUUACAUGAAGAGAAUACAUUUCUAAAUAUAAAGGUCUACAGCAAAUGUUUUCCUGUAGAUAAAUCGUAGAAUAUGCUGAGUUGGAAGGGAGCCAUCAGGAUCACCGAGUCCAGCUCCUGCCUCUGCACAGGACACCCCAAGAAUCACACCCUAUGACUGAGAGCUUUGUCCAAUUGCCUCUUGAACUCUGUCAGGCUUGGUGCUGUCGCCACUUCCCUGGGGAACCUGUUCUAGUGCCCAAACACCCUCUGAGUGAAAAACUUCUUCCUGAUACCUAUACUAAACCUCCUCUGACUCAGCUUCACGCUGGUUCCUCCAGUCCUCUCACUGGUCACAAGAGUGAAGAGAUCGGUACCUGCCCUUCUGCUUCCCCUCGUGAGGAUGCUGAAGAACACAAUGAGGUCUCCCCUCAGUUUUUUCUUCUCCAGACUGAACAAACCAAGUGACCUCAGCCCCUCCUCAUAAGGCUUCCCCUCCAGACCUUUCACCAUCCUUGUGGCCCUCCCUUGGACGCUUUCUGAUAGCUCAAUUACAUUAUCAGUUUAUGAAUCUACUGUAGAAAAAACUGCCUUGUCCACCUACUCAAUGCAAAAGAAAAAAAAUUAAAUGUGAACUUCAGGAAAAUCGUUGUGCUUCAACUGGAGAAGAUGUUGUGGUCGCUCUAAUCCAGCCCCAGCCUAUUGCUGAAUGAUUUACACAGACCUUUUCUACACUCUUCUUACUGUAUACUGUUUUGAUGACAGGAGCUGCCAACAAGCAAUGAAGCUUGAUUCUGGCAUGUAUUAUUAUUGGUAUUAAUCUUGGACUUGGAAGCCAGUAGAUGUUUCUCUCAAUAAGUGCACAUUUGAAGCAGAAGAGAGGUGAAUGCUUGAAAGUAACUGCAAAUGCUACUUUUAAAAAGAUACAAUAAAUAUGUAUAAAUGUAUGUAUGUCUUUUUUCCCUAUCUCGCUGAAGAGAAAUGUAACACUGCAUGCAAGAGCAGUCGAUUGGGAAACGCUUCACCAAAUCCCUCAGAACAAAAAGAAACAAAACUUUGCCAUAAGUUGUAAGUGGUAUGUUCAUAAAAGCCUUUUGGAACUCUG
Hirundo rustica (Barn swallow) is the source of this 2563-nucleotide messenger RNA. It is a transcript of the gene TBPL1, whose product is annotated as TATA-box binding protein like 1. The transcript has 7 exons. The coding region runs from base 218 to 769 and encodes 183 amino acids. Lineage: Eukaryota; Metazoa; Chordata; Aves; Passeriformes; Hirundinidae. Gene Ontology annotation, biological process: DNA-templated transcription initiation. Gene Ontology annotation, molecular function: general transcription initiation factor activity; DNA binding. The record is from RefSeq and is a predicted model, not a curated record.